AUUUAUAUAUAAUUGAUUAUUUUGAGAAGCGAUAGGUAGUAUCUGAAGACGACUCAAGAAAGGGACUUUAGUUUGUAUCACUUGAACAAAUCAGCCAAGACAUGUCCCCCACUAUCAACAUGACAGAGGAUAAUAAUUCUGUCGAUGUGAAACAGUAUAAAAAUUACGCCUAUACAUCUGUCCCAGUGAAUCAAGAAACAGAUAGAAUAAAUCGUGAUAACUUAACGAUACAAAAAAAUCAAUCAACAAUGCAAGAUAAAAUUAUUUAUAAUAGUCAAAAUUUAAAACCAUGUGCUGCAGAAAUAGAAUCAAGUGAAAAAGGAUCAAAAUUUCUUCAAUAUGCAGCAGCAAUUUCUGGAAAUCUUUGUAUUAUAGCAGGGGGUGCAAUGCUUGGAUGGACAAGUUCAAUGCUACUUCGACUUGAAAAAAAUGACCCAAUAUCUGAUGAUAAUCCACUGGGUGUAGCUAUAACGAAAGAUGAAAGUUCAUGGAUCGGUUCAUUGACACCCGUGGGUGCAAUUGUUGGUAGUUUCAUCGCGAGUUAUCUUGCUGAAAGAUAUGGAAGAAAACAUACGUUGCUGUCCAGUGCAAUUUUUUUUACAAUAAGUUGGAUUUUUAUUGCUACAGCUAAAACUGUUGAGAUGCUGUAUAUUGCAAGAUUUAUAUCAGGAAUAGCAAUAGCAAUACCAUUUACAACAUUACCAAUGUAUUGCGGUGAAAUAGCUGAAACUGAAAUAAGAGGAUUAUUAGGUUCAUUGUUACAGCCAUUUAUUUCAUUUGGAUUAUUGCUAGCUUAUUGUGUUGGUCCUUAUGUAUCCUACACAAUAUUUUGGAUAAUAUGUUCAUGUUUACCAGUAAUAUUUUUCGGUGUAUUUUCUUACAUGCCGGAAUCACCAUAUUAUCUAUCAGCAAAAGGAAGAAAUCAUGAAGCAAUAUCAUCACUUGCUAAGCUACGUGGUAAAAGUAUAAAUUCAGUCAAGGUAGAAGCACGAUAUAUUCAGAAAACAAUUGAAGAAGCAUACAAAUGUGAAGCUACAAUAAUGGAUCUAUUUUUUGUUAAUGUCAAUUUCAAGGCAUUAUUAUUUACAAAUUGUUUAUUAGUAUUUCAACAAUUUACUGGUAUAAAUAUUGUUAUUUUUUAUUCACAAAAAAUAUUUGACAGUGCUGGAACAAGUGAAAGUUUAUCAUCUGCUGUUUCAACAAUAAUUGUUGGUUUUUUUUCAUUUUUACCAUCAUGUGUUACACCAUUUAUUGUUGAUAAAUGGGGAAGAAAAAUAUUAUUAAUUAUAUCAGCAAUUGGACAAACCAUAUCCUUGAUUGCACUUGGAUCGUAUUUUUAUUUAUUAGAGUUUGGUGAUGUUAGUAAAAUUAGCUGGCUUCCGGUGGCCUCACUCAUGACCUUCAUUGUGUCAUAUAGCUUUGGAUGGGGUCCAUUGCCCUGGACAGUUAUGGGUGAAAUGUUUGCAUCAAAUGUCAAGUCAAAAGCUGCUGGUAUUUCUACGUUUAUAAGUUGGACAUUAGCAUUUCUUCUUACAAAAUAUUUUAAUAAUUUUGCUGAUAAAUUUGGAAUGUAUACUGCAUUUUGGGUAUUUGCUGUAUUUUGUUUUAUUAGUAUAUUAUUUACUCAUUUUUUACUUCCUGAAACAAAUGGUAAAAGUCUUGAACAAAUUCAAGCUGAGCUUGGAGGCGAUGUUGAUAAAAUAAUUGAUUCAAAGGAAAUUAUCAUUGAUGAUCAUAAAAAACAUUUAAAUAAUGUAGUUAAAAAACGAGUAUUAUCUCAAGAAAAACAACAAAAAUUAAGUAAAAAUGUAACAUCAAGUCGUCAAGUAUUAGCUAAAGAAAAUUUAGAUACAGAAAAAAAAAAAACAAAUGAUAAAAAUUUAAUAAAGCUAUCAUCAAGAACAAGUUUAACAAAAAAUGAUUCAAUUGAAAAAAUUAGAGGAUCAGUUAUUGUUCAAGGUACAAGUUCAAAAACAUUAAAAGAUUCAUCAAAAAAUACAUCAACACCAAGAGCAUCAACAAUAACAUCAAAUAGUAAAUCGAAAAAAUUAAAUGACAAUGAUAAACGUGGUGUUAGUAGUAUUUACAUGCCAAAAAAAACAACAAAAGUUAUUAAAAAUGAUAAAAAAAUUAAUGAUUCAAUGAGGAUAAAUGAAAGUACUAGCUCUAAAAAAAGAAUAUCAUCAAGUGAAAGAAGAAGAAGAUCAAGAACAUUAAGUCCAAGUGAAGUAAAAAUGUUGCAUAAAAAUAUAAAUGAAAAUUUACAUGUUAAAAAUAGAAAACAAUCAUCAGAAAAUGAUGAUGAUUAUGAAGAUGAUUUUGAAGAUUAUGAAUCAGAUUUUCAAGAUUGUACAGAAUCAGAGGCAUCAGAAGUUAGUGAAAAUUCUGAUGAAUCAUCAGAAUUAGUAGAACUUGAACCAAUUAAACUUGAAUCAUCAAAAAUACAUAAAUAUGAAAGAAAAUUAAUUGAAAAUAAAAUACAAAAUCGAAAAUAUGAUGAAGAACAAAUGCUUGAUUCUGGAAAUUAUGAAUUACAAGAAGCUAAAAAAAGAGCAGCAAAAUUAGAAGCAUCAACAUCAAAUAAUAUUGAUAAAACAAACAUUGAAAUAAAAAAGUUAAAUACUUAUAAUGAUGAUAAAAUUCAAGAAGUAUCAAAUAGAUCAUUAUUAUCAUCAGCUGAUGAAGGUUUUGAAGAUGGUAGAUCUGGUGAUUUUGUAAAGCUUCAAUCAUCAAUUCAAUUAGAACAAAAAAAUAAUGAAAAUAUAAAAAAACAAAGUGUCAUUAAUAAUAAAUUAUCAAAAAAAUAUACAAGAGGACAACAAUUAUCACAAAUGAUAAAAUUAGAUACAGUUGAAUGGUCAAUAUAUGAAUCAACACCAGUUGCUUAUGAAGAAUUUAUAAGUUUACAUGGUAAAAUGAAUACUCGUCAAAUAGCAACACAAACAAAUGAUGAUUGUUUGAGUAUCGAAAUACAAACUGACGUCAUUAAAAAACGUAACAUGUGGUGUCAAUAUCCAAUAACAUGUACAAAUAAAUUAAACACAGAAUUAGAUAUUAAAAAAUUUAAAAAAGAAACUAUUGGUGUUGGUUGUGAUGAUGAUGAAGAUGAAGAUGAUGAUAAUUUAAAUGACAAUAAAUACACAAGACCAUUUUAUGAUGUUCUUCAAUUAAAUGAAUUUCUUGAAAAUGCUGGUAAAGUUAUAUUAGCAUUGUUAGAAGAAAAAAAUCAUAAAAUAAAUAAAACAAUAAAUAAUAUUGAAAAUUUAAAAUUACCAUUUAGUGAUAGUUGUAUUAAAUUAAAUAUAUCAAUAAUUAAUUUUCUCAUUGAUAGACCAAUAACAAUGAUACGUUAUUCAGAUAAAACAAAUAAAAUAAUAUUAACAAUUCAUGCACCAAGUGAUGAAGAUGUUGAAGUAUCAAAAAAUGAAAUAAAUUUUAUAACUGAUUGUUGUAUUGGUUGUCAAUGGAAUAUACAUGAACCAUCAAGACCAAUGAAAAUUUUUUAUUCAUCAAGUAAUAUAACAGCUGCAUGUUUUCAUCCAACAAAUUUUAAUAUUAUAUUUGCUGGACUUGAUGAUGGUUCAUUGAGUUUGUGGGAUUUAAGUGAAGAUGAAACUUAUCAUCGUAAAAUUAUUGACAAUAAUAAUAGCUGUGAAUGGAUCAUAAGAUGUCCAACAUUUUCAACAACAGCUUGUCUUAAUCAACAUGAUAAAAUAUCUAAAAUUAUUGGGGUUGUUGUAUUAUCAAAAAUUGAUAAUGAUCAAAAUGAUUCGUUGGGAAAAUUUAUGCCAAUUCAGAUUUGUAGUCUUGAUGAAAAUGGAAAUUGUCGUGUAUGGAGUGUAUUGAGAAAUUUAAAAGGAAAUGCUAAUCAUGAUUUGGGUCAAUCAUGGUGGGGAAAAAUACGUUUAGUUCCAAGUCAAAUUAUAAAUUUACCUUAUGAAAAAAUUAUUGAUAAAAAUUAUUUAAAUUGUACUGAUAUUAAUAUUGAUAAUAUUGAUACAAAUAGUCUUUAUAUUGCAACAAAUACAAGUAAAGUUAUUAAAGCAAAUAGAAAUGGAAGAAAUUUUAAACCAUUAGAAUUUAAUGGUAAUUUUUCAGGAGCUGUUGGAACAACUUACAUUGAAAAUUGUCCUUUUGAUCAGCCAUAUUUUUUGGUUGGAUGUACUGAUGGUACAAUUCGUUUGCAUAAUACCACAACUGAACGACCAAUUUUACAGUUAAAUAAUUACAAAAGCUCUGCGUCAAUUAAAACAAUUCAGUGGUCCAGGUCUAGACCACUUACAAUAUUUGCUCUUGAUGAUGAAUCCAGAAUUUAUCUUUGGGAUUUGGCAAAGAGUGAUAUUAUUCCAAUAACUACCAUUUUACCAAAUAAAUUGGUGCACAUCAGUAGUAUCCAAUUGUCACCAUGUAGAAAUAAAUACGACAUGGCCAAUCAAUACAUGGCACUUGGAUUGGAUAAUGGCACAGUUGAAAUUCAUAAACUUAAAUCUCAAUAUUGUCAUCAACAACAGAAUGAUAUUUCAUCUGAAUUAGAAAUAUUGUUGAAAUAUUUAUCCGUACACUAA
Messenger RNA from Aphidius gifuensis, 4565 nucleotides. Its product is annotated as cytoplasmic dynein 2 intermediate chain 1-like. The record is from RefSeq and is a predicted model, not a curated record. Bases 102 to 4565 code for a protein of 1487 amino acids. NCBI's taxonomy places the organism in Eukaryota, Metazoa, Arthropoda, Insecta, Hymenoptera, Braconidae. Gene Ontology annotation, cellular component: membrane. The transcript has 12 exons. Gene Ontology annotation, biological process: transmembrane transport; carbohydrate transport. Gene Ontology annotation, molecular function: protein binding; sugar transmembrane transporter activity.